GGCCGCAAAGGGCCAGGCCCUCGGCGAAGGCCCCGCCCCGCAGGGGGCAUGCCGGGAGUUGUAGUGAAUGGGCGCUUCCCUACUACAACUUGUCCCUUCCACUGGGCAUUCCCACUUGGAAGAGUGUGAUGCGCUGCCAGAGCAGUUUCUCUAGUUCCGUACUCGGACCUCAAGGUGACAGAGGACUGCGCCUCCAGCACUGCGCUGCGCAUCGCGUCGGUCCCGCGGACCUUUGCCCCGCCUCCUUCCACACCCGUUCCCUUGACAGCUGGGCAGCGCUCCGGACCGCGACAAGCCGCGAGCGCGCAGGCGCAGCAGCCCCGCGCCGCGCUAGGCAGGCCUGGAGGGCGGGACGAGCGCUAGGGGCUCCCGGCCGCCGGGGCGCGCACGUAGGCACGCAGAGGCCGUCACGUGAGUCGCCGAGGAUCGCAGUGCGCGUGGCCGUGGCGGCUGGUGUGGGGUUGAGUGAGUUGUGAGACCCGGAGCUGCUGACCCAGCGGGUGGCCCACCGAACCGGUGACACAGCGGCAGGCGUCAGGGCUCGGGAGCCGCGAGCCUGGCCUCGUCCUAGAGCUCGGCCGAGCCGUCGCCGCCGUCGUCCCCCGCCCCCAGUCAGCAAACCGCCGCCGCGGGCGCGCCCCCGCUCUGCGCUGUCUCUCCGAUGGCGUCCGCCUCAGGGGCCAUGGCGAAGCACGAGCAGAUCCUGGUCCUCGACCCGCCCACAGACCUCAAAUUCAAAGGCCCCUUCACAGAUGUAGUCACUACAAAUCUUAAAUUGCGAAAUCCAUCGGAUAGAAAAGUGUGUUUCAAAGUGAAGACUACAGCACCUCGCCGGUACUGUGUGAGGCCCAACAGUGGAAUUAUUGACCCAGGGUCAACUGUGACUGUUUCAGUAAUGCUACAGCCCUUUGACUAUGAUCCGAAUGAAAAGAGUAAACACAAGUUUAUGGUACAGACAAUUUUUGCUCCACCAAACACUUCAGAUAUGGAAGCUGUGUGGAAAGAGGCAAAACCUGAUGAAUUAAUGGAUUCCAAAUUGAGAUGUGUAUUUGAAAUGCCCAAUGAAAAUGAUAAAUUGGGUAUAACUCCACCAGGGAAUGCUCCAACUGUCGCUUCAGUGAGCAGCAUCAACAACACAGUUGCAACACCUGCCAGUUAUCACACGAAGGAUGACCCCAGGGGAUUCAGUGUGUUGAAACAGGAGAAACAGAAGAAUGACAUGGAACCUAGCAAAGCUGUUCCACUGAAUGCAUCUAAACAAGAUGGACCUAUGCCAAAACCACACAGUGUUUCACUUAAUGAUACCGAAACAAGGAAACUAAUGGAAGAGUGUAAAAGACUUCAGGGAGAAAUGAUGAAGCUAUCAGAAGAAAAUCGACACCUGAGAGAUGAAGGUUUAAGGCUCAGAAAGGUAGCACAUUCGGAUAAACCUGGAUCAACCUCAACUGCAUCCUUCAGAGAUAAUGUCACCAGUCCUCUUCCUUCACUUCUUGUUGUAAUUGCAGCCAUUUUCAUUGGAUUCUUUCUAGGGAAAUUCAUCUUGUAGAGUGAAGCAUGCAGAGUGCUGUUUCUUUUUUUUUUUCUCUUGACCAGAAAAAGAUUUGUUUACCUACCAUUUCAUUGGUAGUAUGGCCCGCGGUGACCAUUUUUUUGUGUGUACAGCGUCAUAUAGGCUUUGCCUUUAAUGAUCUCUUACGGUUAGAAAACACAAUAAAAACAAACUGUUCGGCUACUGGACAAAUUGUAUAUUACCAGAUCAUCACUAGCAGAUGUCAGUUGCACAUUCAGUCCUUUAUGAAAUUCAUAAAUAAAGAAUUGUUCUUUCUUUGUGGUUUUAAUAAGAGUUCAAGAAUUGUUCAGAGUCUUGUAAAUGUUAUUUUAAUAAUCCCUUUAAAUUUUAUCUGUUGCUGUUACCUCUUGAAAUAUGAUUUAUUUAGAUUGCUAAUCCCACUCAUUCAGGAAAUGCCAAGAGGUAUUCCUUGGGGAAAUGGUGCCUCUUACAGUGUAAAUUUUUCCUCCUUUACCUUUGCUAAUAUCAUGGCAGAAUUUUUCUUAUCCCUUGUGAGGCAGUUGUUGACUGAGUUUUUCAUCCUUACAAUCCUGUCCCAUGGUAUUUAACAUAAAAAAAAAUAAAACUGUUAACAGAUUCUUGCUCGAUA
This is a messenger RNA of Pongo pygmaeus (Bornean orangutan), 2159 nucleotides long. RefSeq names its product VAMP associated protein A (gene VAPA). The coding region runs from base 662 to 1546 and encodes 294 amino acids. Gene Ontology annotation, molecular function: FFAT motif binding. Gene Ontology annotation, biological process: neuron projection development. The transcript is spliced from 7 exons. The record is from RefSeq and is a predicted model, not a curated record. NCBI's taxonomy places the organism in Eukaryota, Metazoa, Chordata, Mammalia, Primates, Hominidae. Gene Ontology annotation, cellular component: endoplasmic reticulum membrane; plasma membrane.